Diachasmimorpha longicaudata is the source of this 1188-nucleotide messenger RNA. Its product is annotated as ribosome biogenesis regulatory protein homolog. Gene Ontology annotation, molecular function: protein binding. Gene Ontology annotation, cellular component: nucleolus; preribosome, large subunit precursor; nucleus. The coding region runs from base 42 to 1061 and encodes 339 amino acids. Gene Ontology annotation, biological process: ribosomal large subunit biogenesis; ribosome biogenesis; endonucleolytic cleavage in ITS1 to separate SSU-rRNA from 5.8S rRNA and LSU-rRNA from tricistronic rRNA transcript (SSU-rRNA, 5.8S rRNA, LSU-rRNA). The transcript is spliced from 5 exons. The record is from RefSeq and is a predicted model, not a curated record. Lineage: Eukaryota; Metazoa; Arthropoda; Insecta; Hymenoptera; Braconidae.
UGAAGUGGCGCGUGUUAGUUGAAAUAGAAAACGUGAUUACCAUGGAUGUUGUCAACGCAAUUCUCCAGGAAGAUAAUGAGGAUAAGAGUCGUUCGACUAAAGUGGAUAAAUUAAUUGAACUUGAUAUCGAUGAGGGAACACUUCUUGCAUCGGAUUACAAUGCAUUUGAUAAUGAACAACUCAGAUCGAAUAAAGAAGAGUUCUUCAAAGCCUUGACGCGAGACAACGUUCAGCUCCUCCUGAACAAAAUAUGGGUACUUCCAACUGAGAGAGUGGAUGAAGCGAUUGUUGCUAAACUCCCCAAGUCCACGUACAUUGUUCCAAGGGCAAGGGUCGUGCCAAAACCAAAGCCACUAACGAAAUGGCAACAGUUUGCUAAAGAAAAGGGUAUUAGGUCGAAGAAGAAGGGCAAAUCCAAACUCAAAUGGGACGAAGAGCUCAACAAAUGGAUUCCAACAUUUGGAUACAAACGAGCGGCGGCUCAGGAGCAAAAAGACUGGUUGGUGGAGGUUGGACCUGACAAUACACCAAAAGCAGACCCCAGAGAGACUACUAGUAAUGCCAAACAGGAAAGAGUGGCUAAGAAUGAGCUCCAAAGGCUUAGGAAUCUUGCAAAAGCCAAAAAUGUUAAAAUCCCCAGAGUUGGACUUCCAACCAAUGAGCAAUUUUCAUCUGCCAAACAUCUGGCAACAGCAACCACAGUUGCCAGAGUUUCCACAGCAUCUGUAGGAAAAUUCCAGGAUAAAUUACCGAAGGAGAAGGAUUCGAAGGAUAAAGUUGCUAAAGAAGUCCCUGGGAUGAGGAAGAAAAGGAAGGCACCACCACUGAACAUUGCUGAAGAGAAAAGACGUAAUACAGAUUUAGUCAGUGAAAUUGUCAACAGAAAGAAAUCUAAAGACCUUCUGAGGGUGGAUAUUCCAACCGUUCCUGCUGCGAUAUCAAGGGCAGAGAGGAAAUCGAAAAAAGGCGGCAAAAAAUCUGUUGGAAGCAAAAAACCGAAAGCUGGAAAGGGCAAACGCGAUCUUCACACUAAAGUUGGUGGUAGAAAACGUAGAGGAUAAAUUCAUCUUUGUCAGUAUAAUUUUAUUUUUAUUGAUUUAAAACAUUGAAUAAUCCUGGAUAAUUGAUGACAGAUUUCAUCUUUUAUUAUUGUUAACUAUUCAGAGUAAACAAUUAUAAACCAGAAAA